Messenger RNA from Ciona intestinalis (vase tunicate), 690 nucleotides. The record is from RefSeq and is a predicted model, not a curated record. Lineage: Eukaryota; Metazoa; Chordata; Ascidiacea; Phlebobranchia; Cionidae.
CCAAUAAUAUUACGUAAUUCUGUUUCGGUGUUUUAAUGAUCAAAGGUAUCUGCCUCAUCACCACAGUGGUGAUGGAACGUUGUAACGUCGAUCGUAAUGCGCGCUAGAUAUUGUAGCGGCGCUGGGAAUUCCCCUGGUGAAAACCGAUUUAUGGAGAUUCUAUCAUGCGUAAAGAUAAUGCGGUAUUUGUAUCGGGCAGGUUUUAAAGUGUAAAUAAAAACGAUGCAUGUUUGCAUAAUGAUGGAGUCUAAGCAAAAAGCAAAUAAGAGAACGAUCAAGUCAUCGAAGACGAACGAAGAACAAAUAAAAUGCAUUUUAAGGCGUGUAUUCUUGUCGUUAUAUUCGCCUUGGUGGCAUCUGUAUGCUCUAAAGAAGAGACAAAGGGAGAAAUGUUUAAACGAGUGGCAAGAAGUGUUUCUGGCAGAGACAGAAGGUCUCUUCGCCAGUACGGAUGCAGCGUACAUAGCAGCACAACGCACUAUGAAGCUGUCGCCAGGUGGCGCCAAAUUACUUUGGUGUGCCGAAAUUUGGAAGAGGCGUACAUCAGCAUUGUCGCUUGCAGCAGAACCUGUUACAACCCAAUCACUUGUCAAGCGUUACCAGAAAUUAAAGGCGUUGCGGUCCGGCGCACCGUUGUUGUGACACCACGCACUGGUUCCACAGUUGAGUUGGACCUGCCUGCUUUCUGCA